AGGAAGAAAUGUAAGUUAGGAAAAAGGGACCUAAACUAAACACGCCACCACUUGACCAGCCCACUAGACCAAAAGCAUCAGCAGCAGAUAGAUAUCGUUUGCAUAACGAAACCAAACCACCACGCUGCUCUUCUCACCGGGUCAAACUCUAUAAUUCAUCAUCAACUAACGCCCUUGGCUGGAUGGCGCCAGUAAAAAGAGAGAUUUCAGACGAAUCUCCUCCCAAUAAGCGAUCUAAGCAGCAGAAUGAUGUUGGAGCAGGUUGUAUUCCUGUCUCACAAAUGCAUAUCAAUCCGUUAGAUGAGCCGAGUCCAUUAGGGUUACGGCUGAGGAAGACCCCGUCUCUCUUGGAUUUGAUUCAAAUGAGGCUCUCUGAAGCGAAUAACUCUUCCAAGGCAGGAGUGCAUCCCGUCAAAGAGCAUAAAAGUACGGUGGCUACUGCUGCUACCGACAAGCUAAAAGCUUCAAACUUUCCUGCAUCAUUGCUUAAGAUAGGGACAUGGGAGUAUACGUCUAAACAUGAAGGGGACCUGGUUGCAAAAUGUUACUUUGCAAAACAUAAGCUUGUGUGGGAAGUUCUUGACGGUGGCCUCAAGAACAAGAUUGAAAUACAGUGGUCUGAUAUAAUGGCUUUGAAGGCAACUUACCCAGAUGAUGGCCCUGGAACUCUAGAUAUAGUGCUAACUAGGCAGCCUCUGUUCUUUCGAGAGACGAAUCCACAGCCUAGAAAGCACACUUUAUGGCAGGCAACGUCGGACUUUACAGGUGGGCAGGCUAGCCUACACAGACGUCAUUGUCUGCAGUGUCCGCAAGGCUUAUUAGGCAAGCAUUAUGAAAAGCUCAUUCAGUGUGACCCUCGUCUCAAUUAUCUUUGUCAGCAACCCGAGGUAGUGUUGGAAUCCCCAUAUUUUGAGUCGAGAAGAUCAGUGUUUGAUGAACCAAAUGAAUCCAUUGAGCAUAACUUAAGUAGUGAGGGACCUACUACUCUUGACUUACGUGGAACAUCAUCAGGAGCUCAAUCUUCUUCGUCUAGAAGUGAGUUUCUCGAUCCUGCUGGUAGAACUACAGAGUUCCUUCGUGAAACACCUUCACCCAGCUCAGUGAUGGAUACAUCUGCAAGUGAAGAAAUAAGAGGAUCUGAGAUGAAAGAACCGCAAGGCCUCGCCUGUUGGGAUCAAGUGCAAGUUCCAGGGCUACACUCAUCUAUGUCGGUGAGUGAUUUGGUAAAUCACAUUGAAAGCAGAAUCACAAAACACAGGACACCUGGUGAUGACCAUCCUCUUUCUCACGAAGAACAAGAAAGUUUACUCAUUCUUGAAGAUAUUAGCCGAUGUUUGUUCAAUGAUGCCCAGUAUGGGCUGUCGACUUCUGAUGAAAAAUCCAUAAUGUCAAGAGUUGAUUCUCUUUGUUGUCUGUUACAGAAGGACCCCACGACAGUUCAGGAUUUAAAAGGUGAAAGUGAAAUUGAUGGUGGCAAUGGAAAACUAAUUGCAGAAAAGGGUUCGGACGAAUCAGUUAGUGGAAGCAAGGUUCUAGAUGAUCCUUCCAUACAUGAACAUGAAGCCGAUGAAAAUAAUAAGACAUCAGGUAUUCCUAGGAAUGACUCUGUUGGAGAGUUGCUACUGAAUCUACCUCGUAUAGCAUCUCUACCCCGGUUCUUCUUCAACCUAGAUGAUUUUGGCAAUCAAACUAGAUAGUUCUAUCACACCUAUUCUUCUCAUGGCUUGGUGCAAACACUACAACUGAUAUCCUUCCAUGGCUUCUGUAAAGUAUUGGACAUAAAAAUAUCGAGUUGGAUUUAGAGUGAAAAGAAUAUGCACAUGUAGUAUGUGGUGUAAGCUUAUGAUCAUGUAAAUAACUAUCGUCCUUUUGAGGGUUUGAAGGCUUCUAGGCUUUAUGCUGGUUA
Erigeron canadensis is the source of this 1906-nucleotide messenger RNA. RefSeq lists its product as uncharacterized. The transcript has 6 exons. The record is from RefSeq and is a predicted model, not a curated record. NCBI's taxonomy places the organism in Eukaryota, Viridiplantae, Streptophyta, Magnoliopsida, Asterales, Asteraceae. Bases 183 to 1697 code for a protein of 504 amino acids.